AUGUCAUCUACCACUAACAGUGCGAUCGCUGUGUACUGCGGCGCGUCAUAUGGGACUCAGAAGGCGUUCGAACUAGCGGCUGUCUCCUUAGGGAGAGCGCUUGCCAAAGCAGGCCGUGGCUUGGUGUACGGCGGAGGUAACGGAGGUAUCAUGGGUAUUGUUAGCAGUACCGUCCGGGACGAGGGAGGCGACGUGCUGGGUGUCAUCCCGUACGCGAUGGUCGCGUCUGGUGGUGAGGGUGAGCAAAGAAGCGCGUUGCGCUCGGCAAGCAAGGGGGGGAAGGACGAGGUGAAACAGAUCGCGGUGAGAUCUAUGCACGAGCGCAAGACGAUCAUGGCAGACAGGUCGUGCGGAUUCAUCGGUCUUCCGGGUGGAUACGGCACAUACGAAGAAGUUCUGGAAGUAACGACGUGGACACAAUUGGGCAUUCACAACAAGCCUGUCGUUGUCGUCAACGUGCUGGGUUUCUAUGAUCCUCUACGAGAUUUGAUUCGCAACGGCGUUCGGAACGGCUUCAUUCGGGCUCACAACGAGGCGCUCGUUGUCUUCGUCGACGGCCCGCCCCUCUCGUCUCCAAACUCGCCAACCGCCGAAGACGUCGCCGCUCAUGAGCUAUUCGAUUGGGGCACUGCCGCUGUUGCUGCGAUUGAACGAUGGACUCCGUCUGGAAAGCCGGUGUACCCUUUUGACUGGUCACGCGAGAUGCCUUCAACAGGUGCCCAGGAUCUCCUGCAAGACAAAGCUCUGCAUGCCACAUAA
Messenger RNA from Punctularia strigosozonata HHB-11173 SS5, 759 nucleotides. RefSeq lists its product as uncharacterized. Gene Ontology annotation, biological process: cytokinin biosynthetic process. Gene Ontology annotation, molecular function: hydrolase activity, hydrolyzing N-glycosyl compounds. NCBI's taxonomy places the organism in Eukaryota, Fungi, Basidiomycota, Agaricomycetes, Corticiales, Punctulariaceae. Gene Ontology annotation, cellular component: cytosol. The transcript is spliced from 4 exons. The coding region runs from base 1 to 759 and encodes 252 amino acids. The record is from RefSeq and is a predicted model, not a curated record.